UUGAUAUGGCUAUAUUGAACUUGAACUAUCUUGGUAGUUUUUUGAGCCUGCUGCUUAACUGUGCGUGUGCGCCCUUGCCCCUGCACGUAUGCACAAUCAUGACUUGAGAACUAACAUCUGUCGGCUAAGUUGUAAUUCAUCUUUAGCCAAAGUUGGAGAUUUGUACAAUAAUAUGGCAUAAGAUAGCCUGAUAAACAAGAGUACAUGUGAGAUCAAACGUAUAAUUCAGUUUGGCUCUGAUGAAAGGCACAUCGGAAGAUAGUAGAUGGAAACAACCCGGUCCUUUUUCAACCGGUGCCUGUGCCUAUUGGCCAACGCUUUGUCGUCACUCUCUAAAAACCUCGUCUGCUUUUACAGCCAAAGAUUCAAAACAAAUCAAAACACUUUUCCUGCUUUGUGAUUGCUAUGGGAAGAAUAUUAACAACUGAAUUUGAACAGUUGUCUGAUGAUCUGCCUUUAAAGGGACACUGUGUGAGAUUUUUAGUUGUUUAUUUCCAGAAUUCAUGCUGCCCCUUUCACUAAUGUUACCCUUUUCAUGAAUACUUACCACCACCAUCAAAUUCACCAUCAAAGUAUUCAUUAUGAUUGGAAAAAUUACACUUUUCCUACAUUAAAAGGGGGAUCUUCUCCAUGGUCCGCCAUCAAAUUUGGCAAUAGUCAGUCCAGUUUCAAUGAGCAGCAUAGUUGCAGUACCUUUUUUGACCAUUUCCUGCACAGUGUACCUUUAACUUUUUACAUCACAAUUUGUGAUGCAUUUAAAUUAAGAGGAAGCUCGCUUCAAUCUGCUGUAAGUGUCAAACAUUUAAUUAGGCAGACUCGUACAUUUUAUUUGACUGUAGGCUAUUUGCCAAGUGAUGUGAUAUGAGGCCAAUGCAUACAAUAGUUAAGUCUGAAUUUGAUCCAAAGUUUUGUGUGUCUGUCUCUAACAUGUCUAACUAAUCUAACUCUUUUGCCUUUGCAGUUUCGAUCAGAAAGAUGCCUCCUCGCAACAAGAAGUCCCGUGCGGCAAGGCAGCGCUACGCCAGCAGGCAGCUGUCUUCAGAGGUCCAGCUGCCUGUGGAAGCCUUAAUGACCUCUGAACAAACUGAGCAAAGCAAAGUCAAACCUGUCAAAACUAUACCUGCCAAAUCAAGCUGCCAAAUCAAGCUGCCAAAUAAACCUCUCAACCAAACCUGCCAAAUAAACCUGCCAAAUAAACCUGUCAAAGAAAGUCAAAGAAAACCAAACUCAUGCAAAAGUCAAGUCAAACUCAUGCAAAAUCGCAAACUCUCCUCAAACCCUCAACCUCUCAACCCCUCAAACUCUCCUCCAACUCUCCACCUCUCAAACCCUCAACCUCUCAACCCCUCCAACUCUCCUCCAACUCUCCACCUCUCAAACCCUCAACCUCUCAACCCCUCCAACUCUCCUCCACCUCUCAAACCCUCAACCUCUCCAUCUCUCAAACCCUCCUCAAGCUCUCUGUCAGUUACUGUACUGUCUACCAAUGCUACUGAUGAUUCUUUUCAGUCUGUUCAGGCUCCAGCUAGACCUGUUUUGAUGGGAUCGUUUUAUCAAGGCCAUUCACGGUUUGGUGACAUCAGAGACAAGCAGUGCGGCACGGUCAGCCUGGUUGGAGUUUUGCGGUCCAAGACCAAGAAUGUUCUCACGUGGACUGCCAGAGAUUUGGACAACAUUUUGAUUAGAGGAAGUGCCUUGUACAGAUGUCUCAAAAGUGCAAAUAAGAUACGAGGUGUUACUGGACUUGUAUCAGUGAGAGAAUUACCAGCUAGACAUCAUGAAUGGAAUUCUGAAUUUUCAAUAAACUUUGCUGACUCCUACAUGGGUUUCAUUGAUGUGAAUGAAUAUGAUGAUGAUGUGUCUGAUUAUGCAAUGCCUCUUGAUGCAGCGUUACAACGCACGCUACUGAGUAAUGACUGUUGUCUUUUCACUGUGUCUUCAUCCACUGCUGCAAUUGUGAAGGAAGGUUCAUGGUUUGCUGUAAUUGAUUCCCAUGGCAGAAAGACGAAUGCGAACAGGCGCCUUGUCAGUUCUGUUAGUUUUUUCAGCUCAAUAGAAAGUCUGUACGAGUACCUACUUAACUUGGGUCGGUCAUACAAACAGGUGAUGAUGAGUGUGCCAUUCGAGGUGACUGGAGUUGCUGUGACGAUGCCAAAUCAACAUCCGACACCUGAUGUGAGCAGUCCGUUUCCAAGCAAUGUUGUGGAAGGUGAGGUGACUGAGAAUGUCCUAUGUCACGCUAAUGAUGUUGCAGAAUGUUCAAAUGCAGGUGAAGCUGUUUAUGACCCUUCGGCAACCGAUGAUGUGUCUUCAGUACAGGUUGACGACCCACAGACUGCAGACGAGGUUUUAAUUACCAAUGUGAGUCUUUGUCAACAGGCAUUUACACCUUUAUCAAGUGAGGAACAGGAGACGUUGUGCAGACGUUUUGAAUUAACCAAUGACAUGUUCUCUCAUUCAGCAUUUGUGGGGAUGAAAAUCAGCACUUACGAAUCAGAAGGGCUGUUGUGAAACACCUUGAAAACAACAGUGCACAGUUUGAAAGGUAUUUGAGAUCUGAUUACCCCUCUGUUCAAGUUUAUGUUGAUAAAUCAAGAAUGUUUUAUUCCCGUUCGUGGGCCACAGAAAUGGAAAUCUUCACUGCUGCUGACUUGUUUCAAAUACCCAUCUUCACCUACAAUAACGACAGAUGGAAUCGACACGGGCCAGCGAAGGUAUUGUCAAACACACAAGGUUGCAUAUAUUUAAAUCACACUGGCAAUCAUUAUGAGGUGGUCGUGUGUGUUCAAAACAAGCAAACUGGGAAAUGUGCAGGAUUGUGUUGUCAUAGCGACGAACGCACUCGUCCACAGCGGAAGAGAAAGUUGAACCAGUCAGAAAUUGCAAAGCUGAAAGAUGCUGAGAGAAAGCGACAGCGGUACCACAACGAUCCAACUUUCAAACAAACAAAGCUUGCAAGGCUUCAGGAAAAGUACCAGAAAGAUGAGUGUACAAAGCAGAGGAUGAGACAAUCUUCUCGUUGCUACCGCAGAAAGAAAUAUCAGACAAACUCGGACUUUCGUGAAGACAUGGCUGAAGGGAGACCCCGGAGACGAACCACAACUUGCAGCAUACAACUUUGAACACAACCCGAGAGUGAACUG
Engraulis encrasicolus (European anchovy) is the source of this 3143-nucleotide messenger RNA. RefSeq lists its product as uncharacterized. The coding region runs from base 976 to 2511 and encodes 511 amino acids. The record is from RefSeq and is a predicted model, not a curated record. The transcript has 4 exons. Lineage: Eukaryota; Metazoa; Chordata; Actinopteri; Clupeiformes; Engraulidae.